Molecule: messenger RNA, 1679 nt
Organism: Paramacrobiotus metropolitanus
Lineage: Eukaryota; Metazoa; Tardigrada; Eutardigrada; Parachela; Macrobiotidae
Product: calbindin-32-like
Exons: 11
Coding region: 449-1378 (309 amino acids)
Biological process (GO): regulation of long-term synaptic potentiation; regulation of presynaptic cytosolic calcium ion concentration
Cellular component (GO): cytosol; terminal bouton; dendrite
Molecular function (GO): calcium ion binding
Source: RefSeq, a predicted model, not a curated record
GAUAUCAUCCCAGCAUUAACCGUUGCAUUUUAAGCCGGUUGUCAGGCCAUUACGGCUAUGUGGUCCUUUCCGGACGGUUCACUUUAUUGUUCACAUUUGGGGGAUCGCGUACAUACUUAUACACAACCGCGUACACGUUGAGCUAUACAGUAUAGUUUUUGUCUUGCACUCCAGAGCACCGCAUGCCGUGGAUAGCACUCGUAGAAUAUUGGCUGUAUUGGUAAUGUUGAUGUUCUCUUUGUAAAUUGCACAUUUGCCUUUUUUACCACCGGGUAACCUGUGGAUUGCGGCGAUAGAGUGACGGCGUGUGUUGGCUAUUCUUAGCCGACUGUUGUUGUUGUUGCCCAACGUGGUUGUUGUGUGAUAUAUAUACGAUCCGGGAUACGGAAGGAGUCGGUCAAAAGAGGAGUCGUGUGUGUCGUUUAUAUCGAGAGCUACUCCAACCACCAUGUCAAGCAGCCGACCAACACAGAAUUACCUCGAGCAGUUACUGGGACAAGCUGAUGGUACUUUCAAAGCUCUAACGGCCUCUCAGUUUAUUACGGCAUGGAAUAACUAUGACCGAGAUGGAAACGGCUUCAUCGAGGGGAAGGAACUGGAGAAAUUCCUUAAGGACUUCAUCCUAGCGGAACACGGGGCGCAAGGGAAAACCAUAAGUGCCGAAGAACUGCAGGCCUUGAAACAACGCUUUCUCGAGCUGCAUGACGCAAAUCGUGAUGGGAAAAUUGACAUCAAGGAGCUUGCCAAACUGCUGCCCUUGGAUGAGAACUUCUUCCUUAUUUUUCGCUAUAAUGUCCCUUUAGAAUCCGGAGUGGAUUUUAUACGGAUAUGGAAAAGAUUUGAUAAAGACUUCAGCGGGCAAAUUGACGUCACAGAAUUAAAGGAAUUUUUAAGGCAGCUCAUAUUUUUGUCCAAACCUCGAGUGGAGAUUGAUGACGGCACACUGCGCGAAUACGCCGAUACAAUAAUGAAGAUUUACGACACAACUAAAACAGGAAAACUGAAGCUCAGUGAAAUGUCCAAACUUUUGCCGGUCAAUGCCACAUUCCUCAACGCUGCGAUUAAAAAGGGAAGUCGACGAAAGCUUUCAGGAGAAGAUGUAAAGAAAGUGUUGAAAGUCUAUGACAAAGAUGGGAGUGGCACAAUCGAAGGCGAGGAGUUGACGGGCCUGGUAAAAGACCUGUUAGCUUAUUACUGCGUGGAGUACGACAUAAAUGAUUUGGAGGAUACGAAGAAAGCCCUUUUAAGUUCCUGUGAUUCCAACAGUGAUGGAAAAAUAAACCUACGGGAGCUCUCCAUGAUCCUGACAGUGAUGGCGGAUGAAACAGAAGUAAAGAACAUUCUUUGCAGUAGGAAGGCAUCUAAAAGAUCCUUAUAGUCCUUUAUAGUCUUCUUGUAUUGUGCGUUGUUAUUCUGUCCAGCAUGAUAUUUCAUGUCGAUUACAACUGACUUGUUGAAUAUAUAGCUAAAAUUGUCAAUUUUCUUUGUAUUGUCUCUGUGCAUAUUGACAUUUUCAGCUGACUAUAUGUUUAUGCAAAUGUUGGUAUCUGAAGUAAUUUUAUUAAUUAAAUAAUGUUGUUUUAUUUUAUGUAUCUGUACAUUUAUGUGGGCCGAUGCUGCGCUCUUUAUUUUUUAAACGCGACAAAUGAUGCUAAACAAAAACGCUAAAGAAAACAGUU